GCUGCCAGCGAAUCGAUUCGGACGAUUCACUUGGCGUAGACCAAAUUCCGCGGAGUAGUUAUGCCGUAGCACAAAAAUCAACGUCUAACCCAUCACUGCCAUAUUGUUGUGUUCAUGAUUCAUUACGGGUACAAGUGUGAAUAUAAGCUUUAUCUAUAUAACGAGGAAAUAAGUGUAUAACCCCAGUGUGAGGCGACGGCGAGCCAGCCAGUGCGAGCGUAGUAGAGUGAUUUCGCGUGAACGUUUGUUGGAGAUCGUCCUGUGUCUGGAUUGCUAACUCAGACUCCCCGCGGUGAAAAGAUGGAGCGCCGACAGUCAGGGAUGGGGGCCAUGAUGCCGUUCUUCCCUGGUCCAGGGAUGGGCGAGCAGCCGCCCUUACCACCGCCAGAGAUCCCACCCUUCCCACACAUGCGGGAGCGCUUCCCUAACGCUGUCUGGGGAGGCGAGUCGCCGCAAGGACAGUGGCCGCCGCCUUUCCACCCUCCCGCCCUUGGCCACCCACCCAUGGGUCACCCACCACCCCCACCACCACCACAUCAGUUCAACCAGUUCGAGCCUCGACAACCUAUGUUCAACUUCCCUGGUGGACCUAGUGGAGCGCCGGCGCCCCCUGCGCCAAGCGUGUCCGUGUCGCAGUACAACAACCAAUUCAACGGACAAUUCAACGCCGGAGGUGACAACGGCAACGGCGGGUACGUGCCGCAAGGACACUUCUCCCCGCAGACACCGCAGACCUCCGUCCCCGCAUUCAGUAACGGCCCGCCCAAUGGUUUCCUUGGCCAAAACCAGGGAAACGGGGUAGUGGGGGGUUCAUCUCCCCAUCACCACCGCUACCCAGGAUCUAACGACUUCCAUCAACAGCAACAACAACAACAGCAGCAACAACAACAGCAACAACAACAACAGCAGCAACAGCAGCAACAACAACAACAACAACAGCAGCAGCAACAGCAGCAACAACAACAACAACAACAACAACAACAACAACAACAACAACAGGGCGGCAUGUUUAAGUCGCCGAUGCCUUCGCCUGCCGUGUCGGCUCCUGAGGCGUCGCCGGUGACGGGGGGCUUCACCAUGACGACGUUGCCGUCACCCCACGCCCCCCACACACCCCACGCUCCUGAUCACCCAAACGAGAAGCCUGGGUACCCGCCGCCUCCCCCCACGCAGAGUUUACUCGGCUCUAGAGUGACUGCGGGCGGGUACUCGGGUCAAGCCUUGGAGGGGGGUGCGGGUGUGCCACAGGGCAGCCCGCACGGUUCCGUCAGCGUGCAGAGCCGACUUAAAAACAUGAUAAUGUCCCGGCAGGGCAGCAGCUACCCCGGGGGAAGUGUGGACUCUCCGCCCCUAGGGGAGGUGCACUUCUCCGGCCACGUAGCGGCCGUCACCAGUGUUGCUAACGCUGAGCCAUCACACAUGCAUGAAUCCCUCAAGAUGGCCCAGAAUUUUUUAGCCUAUAGGACUACAGAGUCUGGCCCGGGCUCUGUAGUCCACGCUAACAGUACUGAUGUGAAGGGCGGUGUGGAGGCCGCGACGGCCCACACCAACACCAGCAGCAUAGACUCGCCCCCACAACAAGGGGGGGCACCGCUGCAGGGGACGCUCCCCAACACACAGUGUCACAGUGGUCAAACUAACAGUGAAAAUGUUAACAUUAAGCAAGAAAUAAAGGAAGAAGUAGAAACGGAAAGUGAAUGUGACCUUAGUAAAGAUGUGGAAGUUAAGAGAGAACCAGCUGACCCCUCGAGUAGCAUAGCACCCAAACCGCCUGACGGGCCGGACCCCCACCUGCCGGAAGAACAGCUGGACCACAAGCCGCCAGUGGAUCAGCUGGACCCCAAGCCAUCGGCUGGACAGCUAGAUCCUAUGUCGCCAUUGGACCAGCUGGUCCACAAACCGCGAGUGAACCAACUGGAACGCAAUCUAUCAGUGAACCAGGUGGAUCAUAAGCUGCCAGCUGAGCAGCUGGAGUCUAAGCCAAGCACAUUUGGCCGCCAACAAGACCCCGGCUGGAAGCUGUCUGUGUACGACUUCCCUGACAGUCCGGACUCCAACCAGAGCCGUCAGGAUUUUCGGUUUGGCAGGGUCAGGGGGGCAGGACCGUGUGUGUCACGGCCUGCGUGUGCUAGUGUGGCCGGAGCUGGCCAGGUGCCGCUCCGUCCACCCCCCGCGGGGCCACAACCACCCCGUCUGCCCCCAUCAGCACCAGCUGGGGGGCAGACCAGGCCCCCGGGGCCCCCUGCCUCUGCCUAUCAGCCUCAACAAUCAGUUCCUGAUCAUUCAUCUAACACAACCACUACCAUCACCAAUUCUGAAACAACGCCUUCGCCCGUCACAGCCACCAGUCAAGCCACGCAACAACGGCAGCGUCUGUUUCAACAGCAUGAGCAUCCAUCUCCGUAUCUUGUCAGUUGUCAGCAGUCCAGUGUUCACCGGGAAAACGUCCAGCAACCUCAAGCACAAGUGAAUGCUCAACACGCCAGUAAGCAGCAGGGGAGCACUGGUGAUCAGCCUGGCCCUCAGCAGGCUGACAACUGUGCUCCAGUAAAUCAAGAGAACCUCCAGUACCACCCGCUACAACACCUCCAAAACUUCCACCAACUUCAUCAUCUGCAGGAACAGAAACAGAAGCAACAACUGCAAGAGCGACAACGACAUUUGCAACAACAACAGUUACAACAGCAACAGUCACUGCAGCAACAGUCACUGCACCAACAGCAGCAGCAACACCUAAGGCACCAACAACCACUACAACAGCAACAGCAGCUACAACAGCAGCAGCUACAACAACAACAGCAGUUGCUACAGCACCAUCAGCAACAACACCAGCAACUCUUGCAACGUCAGCAACAGUUGCAACAACAACAACACCAGCUGCAGCAGCAACAGCAGCAACAACAGCAGCAACAACAACAACAACAACAACAACAACAACAACAGAAACAACAACAACAACAAGAAGACAACACCACCAGUCCACCGUCGGGUCUGAGUGAGCUGGAAGCCCUGAAGAUGCGCCUCCGUCAGAACGAGCUGGAGAUACCCCGGUGCUCUUGUGUCGUGCCCCCUGGUACCCCAGACCCUGGACCUAUCUAUAAUCACCUGGGAGCUGGGUCUUCUCUGUCAGAACUUCGGAGCAAGAUUGAACAGCAUACAGGUCAAUCAGGCACAGCUGUCAGAAUUGAGAAAGUUAUUUAUACUGGGAAAGAAGGGAAAACUGACUCUGGUUGUCCACUAGCAAAAUGGGUUAUACGUCGAGGUGGACCAGAGGAGAAGACUUUGGCCAUAGUGAAGCACCGGGUGAAACAUACGUGUUCUUCAGCUUGGAUUGUGAUUGCUCUUGUAGCCUGGGAAGGAAUACCCUCGCCAGUUGCUGAUGACAUGUACUCUAUGCUUGUCUAUAAGCUCAACAAAUUCGGAACUCCUACUGAAAGAAGAUGUGGUGUUAAUGAUGAGCGCACUUGCAUCUGUCAAGGAUUAGACCCAGAAACAUGUGGAGCUUCAUUUAGUUUUGGUUGUUCAUGGUCUAUGUACUACAACAUGUGCAAAUAUGCUCGCAGUAAGACUGCAAGGAAAUUCAAGCUUACAGACGAUCAAGAGGAAAGUGAAAUAGAGCACAAGUUGCAGAGUCUAGCCACUAUUUUAGCACCUGUGUAUAAACAAUAUGCCCCAGAAGCAUACAAGAACCAAACUGCUUUUGAAAACGACAGUCUAGAGUGUCGCCUGGGGUACAAUGGUGGACGUCCAUGGGCUGGGGUCACAGCGUGUGCUGAUUUUUGUGCUCAUGCUCACAAAGAUAAUCACAACAUGAAUAAUGGCUGUACAGUUGUAGCUACCUUAACAAAACACCGCGGAUUUUCCAGGCCAGAUGAUGAGCAACUCCAUGUCUUACCUUUGUACAUAAUAGAUCCCACUGAUGAGACUGGAUCUUACGAAGACUAUCAUCGCAAGGUCCAGUCAGGUGCUCUCCAGGUGCUCACCAGGUAUCCCUGUGAAAUUCGACUACGAACCGAGCCACUCCUCUCCUGUCGUGCAAGAAACCUUCUUGCAAGAGGGUUACCUCUCCCAAAGCGUAUAAGAGGUAGAGGCAGAGGAAAAACAAGAGGUGUAGGCAUUGGCCGAGGAAGAGGAACUGAUGGGAUCAACAGCCCCACAGCUCAAAGUGUAGACUUUGGUGAUUCACUUGGGCCCGACCUAGACUUUAUGCUAAAUGGUAUUGACUUUAGUGAUCCAAAUGAUGUAUUGAGCAAUUAUGGACUCGAUGGUUCUGAUUAUAGUUGGUUAUUAGAUGUUGGACCAGAUAAUGAUUUUGGACUUUCAUGUGAUUUAGACCAGAUAAUUUCAUGUAAAGACGAUAGUACAAGCAGUGACGACGUUGCAUCUUCCAAUCAACCAUUAGCUGACAGUAAUCACCAUGAUAGCGUGAAAGGCACUGAGGGUUUGGCAGUCCCAGAAGGCCAAUUAAGCCAAAGACAAAAUGCCCCUGGCCAAACUCCAACACUUACUGAAUCUCAUAUGGUCUCAGGUGACCCUCCUACUAGUCAUAUAGGAAGUUCACCCAAAGCAGUAGCUGGCCCUGGUGCCUCCCCUACAGUACAAGGUAGUCCUCACAAUUCACAAUCUUCAAUGCCUCCUCCUCAGUCUCCUGCUCCUAAGAGACCUUACUCUCCACAGUGUUUUAAUUCUCCUCUUUCUUCUUGCUCCACUACACCUCUGCCUCCAUCAUCGGUGAGUCCAAGUGCAUCUCCUCUCCCUUCUCCAGCUAUUCUUUCGGUCCCUCAGUCAUCUAGUCCUUGUCGUUCUCCUAUAGGUUCUCCAUCUGCUAGGUCCAUAACCCCAUCAAAUCCUCCAUCUUCAACCAGUCCUUGUUCAUCUCCCCUUCCAUCACCACAUAUAAAAUCAUUCACACCACCAUGUCCACCACAGUCAACAAGUCCUUGCUCAUCUCCAGUUCCUUCAUCAGUCACAGAAUCAACAACUCCUUCACACAGCACACAAUCACCUCAUGGCUGCCAAUCAUUGAUAGCUUCUCCUGUGGGAGGCUGUGCAGUAGUAGCAGCACCCCACCCACCUUCCUUUGGACAAGCUUGUUCUGUCAGCACACCACUCACUCCUGUAUCAUCUCCAAACCCCCAAGGCCAAGGGGCUGCCAACCCCCAACUCUCUCACUCUAUUAAUAGUCAACAGCAACAAUGUACAAAUACAAUAGAAAAUCAAUGCCACAACUUUAUUAAGACUCAAAAUGAACAAUAUCUCCAUUCCUCUCAACUUCCGCAAAAUACUCCCUCCGCUGCGUGCAGUUUGUCACAUGUGAUGCAAAAUGGUGUUGAUCCAGCUCUGCAAAUGCACUACAGAAGUACAAAUCAAUUUAGUAGGGGACCAAAUAUGCAAGAAGUAAUGCCUUUCCAUCAAGACAGGUUAUACAGUAACCCUUUUUCCAAUUUAACCAGUGAUGAAAACCCCAGUAGAAGUGAACAACAGUGUAAUAAACCUAAAGAACCAGAAACUGUAAUCAAACAGAGUGACAAUGUUGAGAAUUUCCACGAUCCAGAUAUCGGAGGUGUAGCCAUUGCUCUGACCCACGGUUCGGUGCUAUUUGAAUGUGCCAAACAUGAACUGCAUGCCACAACUGCACUCAAGAACCCAAACAGACGUGAUCCAAAGAGAAUUAGUCUCGUGUUUUAUCAGCACAAGAACCUGAUUUACAGAAACCAUGGAUGGGCGAGGUUUGAGGAAAAGAUGGAAAAGAAAAGAAGUGAAGAAGAAAGAUUAAUCAAAGAGGGAAAGUUGAAACCUUCUCCCCGGAAAAAGAAGAAAAUGAUGAAAGAGGGUUUCGUGUUUCCAGAUGAGUGUAAUAAAAUGUUAGAGUCUGAAUUCCAAAGGAUGAAUGGUGUAUCACAUAUGAAGGAAGAGUUGAGGUUAAGUCCUAAUAUACACGAAGGGCAUGGUGUGAGGAACAGAGUUGGGCAUCCAGAAGGUCAUAAGAUUGAUACAAAAUCAGCCACUGUUUGUCCACCUUCAGAUAUGAGGCUUCCUAACCAUCCAGAUCUUAAAUCUCCUCCAGUAAGCUAUGCUAGCUAUCAUAAACCUCUUGCAUCUGGCUUAGACAGCUGUAGACCCUUCAGUCCUACUCAAAAAUUUGGUGUUUCUCAAGUCCCAGCAUAUUCUAUGGCCUCACAUCCCCCCCAUUUAGUUACCACCUCAGCACCAACCUUAAAUCCUCACAUGCAAAAACCCCUACCAACACCAGACCACAAUUACAGCGGGAUGUUAAAUAUGCAUAGAAAUCAUCAUGGGGAACUUCACUGCCCUCCCUUUAAUGUUUCCAUGCAAGAAUUCAACCCAUAUAACUGUAUGUCUAAUGCAGGUGGAGAGCCCUAUCAGCCUAUUUGCCAUCAACAGCAUCGCAAUUUUCCCAAUCAAUAUACUCAUCAAAAUAGCCCCAUUAAUAAUGUAGUUCCUGUUAGUAGUUCACACAGUGGCUCCAGUCAUCCUCUCAACCCAAUGAGUAGCCCAAUUCAUAAUCCAAUGCCGAGUCCUCAUGGAAAUGCAAUACAAAGCCCUUAUGGCACACCAAUGCAUAGUCCGCAUGUAAAUUCUUUACAUAGCCCCCAUGGUAAUCCGAUGCACAGUCCACUUGGCAAUCCGAUGCAUAGUCCGCAUGGAAAUCCAGUUCAGAGUCCCCACAAUAACUCAAUGCUCAGUCCACAUGGAAAUCCUCUCAAUUCACCCUUGUUAAGUCCCCAUGCAAACCCCCUUACCACACCUCUGUCAAGUCCCCAUGCAAAUUCUCAUAGCACUCCAAUGCCUAGUCCCCAUGCAAAUCCCCAUAAUACACCCAUGCCAAGCCCUCAUUCAAACCCUCAUAAUACACCCAUGCCUAGUCCCCAUGCGAAUCCCCACAAUACUCCUAUGCAAAGUCCAUAUUCAAAUCCCCUUACUACUCCAAUGUCAAGUCCUCAUACAAAUCCCCAGAACACUCCAAUGCCAAGUCCCCAUAAUACCCCUAUGCCCAGCCCUCAUGCAAAUCCUCACAAUUCGUCAAUGCCAAGUCCCCAUGGAAACCCCCACAAUACAUCCAUUUUAGGUCAAAAUCAAGGCUUCUCCAACCAAGCUUCCCAACCCUCUUAUGGUUUAACACCUCCAUACAGCCCAGGUCCCCAUGGUUCCAUACCACAAGGAACCCCUCUUCCCAACUUCAGCAAUGUCUCCGGUAGUUAUAACCCGCUGGCACCGCGAGCACCUUCUGCCCACCCGACCUCCACCUGGUCAGAAAUGAGAUAUGCUCCGCCUUUUAGAGUGACUGGACCCUACAGUGAAUGGCCAGGAAGUUAAAAGAGUGUGGUCCCGGAAUUCCUGAAUCUUGUUAUUCUCAAUUCUUGCUGUUACUAUGUUACUUCUCAAAUGCUGUGUAACUUUAGUGUUUGGCUGUGAGCUGGCUAUAUUAGCUCAAAAUGUGGUAGCUGCGGUGUAACUGGUCACAAAGAGUGAAAACUUACUUUCUGUUCAGAUAUAGCACUAGUCGAUAUUUAUUUAUUGUGACUGAAGUAAAUGACAGUUGUUCUUUGGAGAAAUACUAUGACUGUACAGUAUGUAACCUUUUGCCAUAUCACAAGCCAUUACUUGUGUAAUGAUCUCAUGUGAGUGAAAGAUGUCUUUGUAGAACUUUUGGUGACAAUUCUCAUUUUUAUUGAUGAAUCAGUUGUAUAGUUGUAAGGUAGUCUUACCACAAGUGUUGCUUCUUAGACGGCUUAUUUAUCAUUUUCCUUGUAAAUAGUACGCAGACUGUUUAGUUUUUUAAUCUAAGGAUUUCCAUAGUUCUGAUAAUUGAAUUUUGAGGAAAUACAAUGCAAAGAUGUUUGUUUAAAAUUGAAAAUGUUGAACCUGACAUUAACAGACAUGAGGAUGUCUGCAUAUUUCUGGUGGUGUUUAAUACUCAGAAGUGUUCUCUGAAUGGUGUGGGGAAUAAUCAGAAUAUUGCUCAAAUAUUCUCCAUUAACAUUUGAAUUUAUUUUUUUUUGGAAAUGCAUCACUUUAAGCCAAGAUGAUUACUAGUCUAUGCAAGGCAUUUUUAAGAAAUUUAGCCAUGUACUUUAUUUUUCUUAGGAUAAUUACUAACAUAUUUUUGGCCAAAAGGAAGGCCUUGAUGAUGUUAUUGUUUUAAGGACAUUUAAGGACAUGAUCACCAAGUACAUACAAAGUACACCCAUUCAGAUUCUCACAUCUAAUCUCAAAAGCCAUAAAAGCAGUUGUGAACACAUCUCCCCAGCCCAAAACUAUUGCAUCAGAAGGGCAAUUUUAGGCCCUCUUAUAUCACAUUCUGUUGCACAUUACUGGUAACGGCACACUUAUAUGCAUAUUUUCAUUAAUAUGCUUAUAAAUUGGUUAAUGCACUAAAGAACAGUGGCAACAAUAGCGUGAUGUAUUUGGGCCUAUACCAAGUAACAUUCUAGACUAAGUUGCCAGUGGGCAUAAUUUGAAUGAAACCCUCCACAUGAGUGUAGCCAAGACGUGGAGUCUUCCAGCGGUAGAGUUGUGAGUUCAUUUGAGGCUUUCCUUAACUUAAUUUAAAUUUCUGCAUAUUUUAUUCAUUUUUUCUUAAGUUUAACUCUGUGAUCAAAUUCAUUUAUAUAUUUCAGACAUAUCUUUUUUUAUUCUCUUACUAACUAAUGGGGAGUUGUUUUACCUGAAUGGCCCAUGGAUGCUUGUGCAACAUAUGGUCUUAUUUCUGCUAAUGUUUUCUCACAGGACUAGUGCUGGACUCUUGGCUUGGCUACAUUUGCCUCUGUCGCCUUACUAUCGCCAUCUCUUGUACAAAUAACUUUUUGUGCAGUCUCCUCCUUCCUUUACUUUUUCUAUUGAUUAUUCUUGACAAUUGAGGUGCACUAGUUCAUAAUCACCCUUUAGAGAUAAAAAAAAAUGCUGUAAUUUUUGGAUAAUAUUACCCCUGUGCUACAUGCGUAAGGAGAAUGAAAAAAUAAGCUUGAGAAUCUUUUUGUAUUUUUACAUGCAUUUUGAUACUUUUAUUGAAGGCAAAAGUGAAGUAUUGUUUCGUAGCAGUACCUAUGAGGCGGGAUGUAGAGAGGGGUUGGGGUGGACCCACUGGAGUGAGCUCUGUUGAGGACGUCAUGUAUUUUUCAUCCUACUACGUUUUUGAAGUGGCAUUGUGAUUUCUAGGCUGACUAGAAUGUAUUUGUCUGAGCGUUUCACUGUGGUGUUUUGAUGUCCAAAGAUGUAUAAAAGGUGUCCAAAACAGUGAAAAAGUGCAGAAAUUCACUGUCGAUAUUUGACAGGGGUAGCAACUGUGAGGUGUCUUUGUUUAUCAUGUUUAUAGAGACUCAUUGAGAUAUUACAUUUCGCCUGAAGUUGCACAUCUGGUCAUACAUACAUUGCCACUGUUGCCUUCCUUCCUGGUGCCCUAAUGUAGUAAGUAAUUAAACGCUUGAUUGUCGGAUAAGUCGUGACGCUGGAUUAUAAAGUACAAAUUAAUACCACCCUCAGUCUUAAGUUAUAGUGGCACUCCUCUUUACACCCCGCAGGCUUAGUUGAGAUAUCUUUAAAUCUUUCUGUCUGUCUGUCUCCUUCCUGUUUAAAUAAAUAACCUCUAUCCGUUUUUCUACCUUAAAACCUAGUCAUGUGUCUGUUGCAGAGACCCCAUUAUGUGACUCACGACUCAUCCCAUUGCCUUAGGCCAUUAUGUAUUUUUGUGACAUUAGAAUGAAUAUUUUCUAUGCAUAUAACUUAUAUUUCAUUCUCAAAUUCUGUUGAACAUUCGACAUAUGAUUGAAUGUUGUAAUAAUGAAAACAAGCUGAGGUCUUCAUUUCCUUUUGUAUGCUUGUAUUGAUAUGAGGGCUAUUAAACCUAAUCGCCAGAAAAAGUGAGGUUUGAAAUUUAAACUUGAGAUCAGAACUAUGUUCCAAGUGUCACUUAAUCUUUAAUCAACAUUAUGCACAGACUGUGUUAUGUUCCCUACUCUACUGUCACAGAAACACACUAUUUACUAAUUAAGAUAUUAUUUCAAUAUUUAGUUGUGUUUUACAUUAGGGGUUUCUGUGAUGAGGCUGACUGUCUUAUUUAACCUAAUCUGAUUCCUUGACUCCCACUCCGAUAAACCUUAUCUGACCAUUGACGACAAAGUUGGAACUUGAAUUCAAGGCAAAGAGAUACGAAAUGAUGAUGGCAGUGUUAUUGAAUAGUUGAUAAAGUCUCAUGCUUGUACAUACUUUAUCUUUAAGGUAGCCAACAGUUAUUAUCGUGAGGGAGUGAACAAUGAUGAGUCUUGUGAAGGGUUACCAGAAGGUCCUGUUUCCUAUUUAGUAACACAGGGGAAAUGACUCUCAUGGUAAUCCUGUGUGAGGUUCAUGAUGUUGAUUGCGUCACCAUUAUGAAUAAUGAUUAUAAUCAAUGUGCCGAUAGAUAUGCUCUUUUUCCCUUUGCUGAUAAUUAUGUUCUGUUUAGAUGCAAUAAUAUAUAAAAUUGUUUGUGCAGUUUGUCAGACACUCCGCUGUUCGUUUCUACCAUAUUGCGGUAGUCCACAAUAGCAAAGAACUUUGUAAGAAUUUCAGAUUCAGUGCUCUCCUAAGGUCGCCUUAGCACUGUUAAUGUUAUUCCUACAGAAAUCUUGUAGCACAUGUGACAAUUAUGAAAACCUUGAACCUUAAAUAAAUUUCAGUGAAACUUAACUUCUUUCUAUUAAGAAUAGAAAAAUAAGUUUUAUUGCAAUUAAAACUAGGUUCAAUAUAGUAGGAUUUGUCACGAGUUUGUGGACCAGCCCUGUACAAUAGUCCCGCACGGCCCCCACACUGUGGCCUGCGGAGCCCCCACCAGGUACCCCCCCCCAAAAGGACUGUGGCUAAGAGGCUGGUCAUGGACAGGUACUGGCAAGGUAAAUGGUAUGGAGGAUAUGGUACCAGCGGCCAGGAGUGCCUCGCAGCCUCGGAUCUGAGUGUCCCUUAUAGGUGAAUUUGACAGUUUCAGAGAUUUUCAAUUUAGCAGAUUUUCUGUAGAUAUCUUGGAGUUCUAGCAAUAUUGGAAAUCCCUGAAACUGUUUGAACUACCUUGUACCACAUACAGAAUGUUUUCUUGUUGACUGUUGCAUGUUAUUGUGCCAACAUUUUGGGUCUCUCCACUGAGUUACCAGAUAAUCAAAGUUGCCAGAUGCCUAUAGAUUUUUACCCUAUUUAAACACAACCAGAUUGUUAUUCAUAGCUUAAAAAUCUAUAAUUUAAAGUGAAUCUCACCGAGGACCCAAGUCUGACUCAGCCGGGCUGUGGUGCACUGAUGGCUGCGAUAGAGUUAGUUUACUAGAGUAGACCAAAUGUAGAUGGAACAUGUAUCAAUAAUUAUGCUGUCUAUGUUCUCAUCCUCAAUAAAUGAUCAAAACAA
This is a messenger RNA of Homarus americanus (American lobster), 11389 nucleotides long. RefSeq lists its product as uncharacterized. The record is from RefSeq and is a predicted model, not a curated record. The transcript has 7 exons. Gene Ontology annotation, molecular function: DNA 5-methylcytosine dioxygenase activity. Gene Ontology annotation, biological process: oxidative demethylation; positive regulation of transcription by RNA polymerase II. NCBI's taxonomy places the organism in Eukaryota, Metazoa, Arthropoda, Malacostraca, Decapoda, Nephropidae. Bases 301 to 7338 code for a protein of 2345 amino acids. Gene Ontology annotation, cellular component: nucleus.